GAGCUGCGGAAGGUGGAACUGUCCGGUCCUGAUGCUCUUCAAAGGUGCACUCGGCUUUAGCUCCUAACAGCUGCCGCCAACGACAACAAAAUUACACUCAUUUUAAAUGAUUAUGUGAUAUGUUGCGUGCUAUUUAAAACGGUGCCCAGGAGUUUAUUUUGUCUGGGGUUGUUUUCAGUUUCAAAGCUUCUUUCGCCUAACCAAUGGGAACGGACCGUACGGGCUGAACGGCUGGCAAGCGUCGAGACAUUUUGAUUGUUUGAUUGAUGCAUUCGUCUGCAGACUGCGGGGUGGACGACCAGAUCUGCUGACCGGAGAGAAAGUUUCCUUGGAUAAAAUCAUACACGAUGGUGGAUGCGGCUGAAUGUUGUGUGAAGGUGAUGUGCCGAUUCAGGCCACUUAACGAAUCGGAAAUCACUAGAGGUGACAAAUACAUACCGAAAUUCAAAGAAGACACCGUGGUGAUAUCGGGCAAGCCGUAUAUCUUUGACCGAGUCUUUCCUCCGAACACAACACAGGAACAAGUAUAUGAUACCUGUGCCAAACAGAUUGUUAAAGAUGUGCUGGAUGGCUAUAAUGGGACAAUCUUUGCAUAUGGCCAAACCUCAUCAGGGAAGACACACACUAUGGAGGGACAGCUCCAUAACUCACAACUGAAGGGCAUCAUCCCUCGCAUCGCCCAGGACUUGGACGAGGCUAAAAAUAUCAACAAGUCUCUCUCUGCUCUGGGGAACGUCAUCUCAGCCCUGGCUGAAGGAACCAAAACCCAUGUGCCAUACAGAGACAGUAAAAUGACCAGGAUCCUACAGGACUCUUUGGGUGGGAACUGCAGAACAACCAUCGUCAUCUGCUGCUCUCCAUCCGUAUAUAAUGAGGCUGAGAUCAAAUCCACACUCAUGUUCGGCCAGAGGGCCAAAACCAUCAAAAACACAGUGUCUGUGAACAUGGAGCUCACAGCCGAGGAAUGGAAGAAGAAAUAUGAGAAAGAGAAAGAGAAGACCAGAAAUCAAAAAAUCACCAUCCAGAGGCUAGAAAAUGAGCUCAAACGAUGGCGGAAAGGUGAGACUGUACCUGUUGAUGAGCAGCACAACAGUAAGGAAGUAAAGAAUUCUGAAGCCGCUCCCAUAAUUGACACUUCGGCUCCGCCCCCUGAGCCUGUUUCUGAUUCAGAGAAAACCCAGUAUGAGGAGCUGAUCAAUGACCUGUAUCAUCAACUAGAUGACAAGGAUGAUGAGAUCAACCAGCACAGUCAGCUGGCAGAGAACCUGAAGCAGCAGAUGGUGGAUCAGGAUGAGUUAUUGGCAUCCACACGGCGUGACUAUGAGAAGAUCCAGGAAGAUCUGAGCCGUUUGCAGCAUGAGAACGAGGCAGCUAAAGAGGAGGUGAAGGAGGUGCUCCAGGCCUUGGAGGAGCUAGCAGUGAACUACGACCAGAAAAGCCAUGAGGUGGAGGAGAGAAGCAAGACAAACCAACAGCUCACAGAAGAGCUUAUGCAGAAGACUGCAGCUCUGGCUGGUGUGGAGACGGAUCUGUCUGCCCUGCAGGAGCUCAGUGGACAUCACAAGAAGAGAUCAGCAGAGAUCCUCAGUCUCUUGCUCCGGGACCUCAAUGAGAUUGGCAGCGUUAUUGCCUUGAAUGACCACAAGAUGACAGAGAUGAACGGAGGAAUGGAGGAGGAAUUCACCAUGGCACGGCUCUUCAUCAGUAAGAUGAAGUCAGAAGUGAAAUCUCUGGCCAACCGCAGUAAACAGCUUGAGAGCACACAGGCCGACACAAUGCGUAAAAUGCAGGCCAACGAGAAAGAGCUCGCUUCCUGCCAGCUCCUGAGCUCUCAGCAUCAAGCAAAGAUCAAAUCCCUCACCGACUACAUGCAGAGCAUGGAACAGAAGAAGAGACAGCUGGAGGAAAGCCACGACUCCCUGAUGGAGGAGCUCGCUAAACUCCACGCACAAGAAAAGAUGCAUGAGGUGUCAGUCCUGGAUAAGGAAAAGGAACACAUGAGCAGGAUACAGGACGCUGAGGAGAUGAAGAAAGCCCUGGAACAGCAGAUGGAAAGCCACAGAGAGGCUCAUCAGAAGCAGCUCUCACGUCUGCGAGAUGAGAUCGAAGAGAAACAGAGGAUCUUGGAUGAGCUGAAGGAUGUGAACCAGGCUCUUCAGCUUGAACAGAAGCAGCUCAUGUCUGACUAUGAAAAGCUGAAACAGGAGGAACAGAAGAAGGACGAGAGGCUGCAGAAGCUUCUCUUGUUGAAUGAGAAGAGGGAGCAAGCUAAAGAAGAUCUCAAGGGUCUGGAAGAGACUGUGGCCAAAGAGCUCCAGACUCUCCAUAGCCUCCGUGUGCUGUUCAUCCAGGACAUCAAUAAUCGCAUUGGACGAAGUGCAGAGUUGGACACUGAUGAAUCAGGGGGAAGUCUGGCACAAAAACAGAAAAUAAUUUUCCUCGAGAACAACCUGGAGCAGCUCACUAAAGUCCACAAGCAGCUGGUACAUGAUAAUGCAGACUUAAGAUGUGAGCUGCCCAAACUGGAAAAGCGCUUGCGUGCAACUGCUGAGCGUGUGAAGAUCCUGGAGUCUGCUCUGAGAGAGGCCAAAGAAAGCGCCAUGAGAGACCGUAAGAAGUACCAGCAGGAGGUGGACCGUAUCAAAGAGGUCAUCCGAGCCAAGAACCAGGCCAGGAUGAAACACACCGCACAGAUCGCUAAGCCUAUUCGUGCUGGACAUCAUCACUCAGUGGCUUCUGCCUCACCGGGCCACAGUGUCAGAGGGGGCGUCCCAAGCCCACGACAACACCACCAGCACCAACCGCAGCACCAUCACAGGAGCAAGUGAAAAACACACCACGAGACAAAAAAUAAGCGGUCUGAUACCAGUCUGCACAUUCUUUCCUUUCCAGCUAUGUGUGGCAACAAGAAGACGUCUUUUUCCAAUGCAGUCUGUUCUAUUCAAUGAGGGGGGGAAAAGAACUGCUGUCAUCUUAUACUAAGACUUUUCAAGUUCACUUCCUGUCCUUACCAUGACCUCCAUGCAUUCAUUCUGUUUAAGUCGAGAUUUGUGGACUCAUCUAUGAAUAAACAAAACCAGACCCACAAAC
This is a messenger RNA of Sinocyclocheilus rhinocerous, 3090 nucleotides long. RefSeq names its product kinesin heavy chain-like. Gene Ontology annotation, biological process: microtubule-based movement. The record is from RefSeq and is a predicted model, not a curated record. Bases 348 to 2828 code for a protein of 826 amino acids. NCBI's taxonomy places the organism in Eukaryota, Metazoa, Chordata, Actinopteri, Cypriniformes, Cyprinidae. The transcript has 22 exons. Gene Ontology annotation, molecular function: microtubule motor activity; ATP binding; microtubule binding.